Molecule: messenger RNA, 2099 nt
Organism: Pangasianodon hypophthalmus (striped catfish)
Lineage: Eukaryota; Metazoa; Chordata; Actinopteri; Siluriformes; Pangasiidae
Gene: serpinh1b
Product: serpin peptidase inhibitor, clade H (heat shock protein 47), member 1b
Exons: 6
Coding region: 222-1439 (405 amino acids)
Biological process (GO): collagen fibril organization; negative regulation of endopeptidase activity
Cellular component (GO): endoplasmic reticulum
Molecular function (GO): serine-type endopeptidase inhibitor activity
Source: RefSeq, a predicted model, not a curated record
AGGAAAAUCCAGACAUCCUCAUUUGAAUAUUCCUACACAAACUUCCAGAACCUUCUUCCCAGCAGUAUAUAGACCUCGAGAAACUGUUAGUUUGCAGCACGUCAGCACGAGAUAAGAAGAUCAGAGCAUCAGAGCAGCUGUGAAAGAAUGAAAAUCGAAAUCUUUGACAACACUAUGAAAACCUUUCAAGCUUCCCAAACUUGCCCAAACACAAAGCAAGAAUGUGGGUGACCAACCUCGUUACUUUGUGCCUUUUGGCCGUGGCCUCCUCAGCUGAGGAAAAGAAACUCAGCAGCCAUGCGACUUCCCUGGCCGACACUAGCAGCCACCUUGCUUUCAACCUGUACCAUACCCUGGCCAAAGAGAAGAACCUGGACAACAUCCUGAUCUCCCCUGUGGUGGUCGCAUCCUCUCUGGGCUUGGUUGCCCUUGGAGGAAAGUCCACCACUGCCUCACAGGUCAAGAAUGUCCUAAAGGCCAAUGCACUGAACGAUGAGCACCUGCAUAAGGGACUGUCUGAGCUCAUGAGUGAGGUCAGUGACCCCGUGGCCCGCAACGUCACCUGGAAGAUCAACAACAGGCUGUAUGGCCCCAGUUCCGUCAGCUUUGCUGAUGACUUUGUAAAGAGCAGCAAGAAGCACUACAAGUGCGAUCACUCCAAGAUCAACUUCCGGGACAAGAGAAGCGCAAUCAACUCCAUCAAUGAGUGGGCCGCCAAGUCCACUGAUGGUAAGCUGCCAGAAAUCACCAAAGAUGUCAAGAAUACAGAUGGUGCCAUGAUCAUCAAUGCCAUGUUCUUCAAACCUCACUGGGAUGAGAAGUUCCACCACAAGAUGGUAGACAAUCGUGGGUUCCUUGUGUCCCCUUCCUUCACUGUAUCUGUCCAAAUGAUGCAUCGCACAGGUCUUUAUGGCUUCUAUGAGGAUAAAGAGAACAAGCUUUUUGUGCUCAACAUGCCUCUGGCCCACAAGAAAUCCAGUGUGAUUUUCAUCAUGCCCUACCAUGUGGAGCCACUGGAGAGGCUGGAGAAGCUUCUGACACAGGAUCAGCUGAACACCUGGAUGAGCAAGUUGCAGGAAACAGCAGUGGCCAUUUCUCUGCCUAAAGUCAGCAUGGAAGUCAGCCAUGAUCUCCAGAAACACCUGGGAGAACUUGGUCUCACAGAGGCAGUGGACAAGUCCAAGGCUGAUCUGUCCAACAUCUCUGGCAAGAAAGAUCUAUACCUUUCUAAUGUGUUCCAUGCCUCUGCUUGGGAGUGGGACACAGAGGGUAACCCAUUUGACACCAGCAUCUUUGGCACAGAAAAGCUCAGGAACCCCAGGCUGUUCUAUGCUGACCAUCCAUUCAUCUUCCUGGUGAAGGACAACCAGACCAACUCCAUCCUCUACAUCGGUAGACUGGUUAGACCAAAGGGUGACAAAAUGAGAGAUGAAUUGUAGUUUGAAUUUGCUGAUAAGAGUAGCCUUUUUGUUUUUCAAUUGUUUCUGAUAAUUUGUAUAAAUUGUAGUUUUUAUGGCCUGACAGUUACCUCAUGAACACAAUUCAGCAGGUUGUUUGUAGUUACAACUAAAACCAACUUUUCACCAAGUACAUUUCAGAGCUGAACCAAACCUAGAAAAUGGCAAAAGAAUUCCACUUGAGAGAUUAGAUAAUCAGUUUAUCCACGAGGUUUGACAUAAACUGGACCAUGUGCCUUAUUUAAUUAUUAAACUGUCCACCAGAAUAGAUGCUAUACUUAUAUUAAGUAUGUUAGCAUUCAUGUCAGCCUGUGUGUGAUAUUUAUAACUGUGCCUGAAGAUUUUUUUUUUAAUUCUAAUCUCCUGAUUUUAUGUGACAACUGUGUGGAUUCUUUGACUUAUCUUUAAUGUUUAAAGAGAAAAGGAUUUUUACACUAAUGUUCUCAAUUGCGUAUGUCUUUCAGACACUCCACCACAAUCCAAAUUAUUCAUUCGAUUUCACUGCCUUGCCUUUCUGCACUGACACCCUUUUGUAAGCAUGACAGAUGUGGUCAAUUGUGUUAUGUUCCAAAUCAUGUUUACUGUACAAAAGCUGUGUUGUGCUCAUUUUCUCUCUCUUUUUAAAUAAACUCAGUAAAAUAA